AAAUGCACGUUUGCCUUCAUCUUAAUCCCUCACAUCCAUUACUCUCAACAAUGCUAUACAAAAGUACCCGUGGCAGUGUAGAAGAUCGCAAGUUUGAAGAAACGUUAUUUUCGGGGUUUACAGAAGACGGAGGGCUUUUUAUACCAUCCAAGAUUCCAAUUAUAUCAAAGCAGCAACUGGUUAGCUGGAAAGGACAAUCUUAUCGUAAAAUUGUAAAUAAUUUGGUCGAACUCUACAUAGAAGACAGCGAAAUACCCCGAAAUGACCUUGAAUGUAUUGUUGAAAAUUCAUUUAAGAACUUCAGUGCACCUGAUGUGGUCCCAAUCAAAGAGCUGUAUCCUGGUGUGUAUGUAGCAGAACUCUUCCAUGGUCCUACCCUGGCGUUCAAAGAUUUGGCACUUUCUAUUGUGGGCAAUCUUCUUAGUUAUUUCUUAACUCAACGAAGAAGACAUGUCAUUAUCCUUAUCUCGGACGGAACGUCUGACGAUUUUGACCAGCUAAUUCAACACAUUUUUGUUGACUGGGACUUUGCCAAAGAACAUAACUUAUGCAGCAUCAACUCCAUCAACUGGGCCCGCAUUCUUGUACAGGUUGCUCAUUAUGUCUAUAUUUACCUGAAACUGUGUGUGCAUGUUGAAGAGAUGGUGGAAUUUAUUGUUCCUACUGGUGGCUGCGGUCAUAUUACAGCUGGGAUGUUGGCACAGAAAAUGGGACUACCAAUUAGGAUCACUGCAACAGUGAAUACCAAUGACUUUGUGCAUCAAGCAGUAACAGCGGGAAACCUGUCAAUACAACAAACUGUCCAUAAAACUCUAGCUUCAUCUAUGGAUAUUCAAGUGCCUUUAAAUUUUGAAAGAAUCUUGUACAUGGUCUCAGAUGGAGACUGCUCAAAAGUUAAAGCAUGGAUGGAAGAGUUAGGAAAGAAUCUUUUUAUUCAACUCCCUAAGAAGGUCACUGAGAAGCUUCAGAAAGUUCUGAAAAGUUUUCGUGCAGAUAAUGCAACUAUUGUAAGUGCUAUAAAGAGAUGUUGGACUGAAAACAAUUACUACGUUUGCCCUCAUACAGCAACUUCACUGGCAUAUAUCUAUCAUAACUUCAAGGAGAUUUCAUCAAAAAGGUAAAAAAAUAAAAUAUUUUGAGAAACAUUUUGAGUGGGAAGAGUGGAUCAUAGCUCACGUGAUUGAGGAAUUUUUCAGAGGAGGAAAAGUGGCUAAGAAGCUGUAAAAGAUCUAGUUUUUCUAAUUGAGAAGUAAUUCUUUAAAAGUUCACAAGUAUUAAAAUGUCAGAACUAAAACUUUAAUGGAUCAGAAUUAAAACCUUAAAGGAUCAGAACUAGAACUUUAAUGGAUCAGAA
Molecule: messenger RNA, 1354 nt
Organism: Limulus polyphemus (Atlantic horseshoe crab)
Lineage: Eukaryota; Metazoa; Arthropoda; Merostomata; Xiphosura; Limulidae
Product: threonine synthase-like 2
Exons: 6
Coding region: 3-1121 (372 amino acids)
Biological process (GO): 2-oxobutyrate biosynthetic process; dephosphorylation
Molecular function (GO): pyridoxal phosphate binding
Source: RefSeq, a predicted model, not a curated record